Molecule: messenger RNA, 1839 nt
Organism: Homalodisca vitripennis (glassy-winged sharpshooter)
Lineage: Eukaryota; Metazoa; Arthropoda; Insecta; Hemiptera; Cicadellidae
Product: signal recognition particle 19 kDa protein-like
Exons: 1
Coding region: 277-813 (178 amino acids)
Biological process (GO): SRP-dependent cotranslational protein targeting to membrane; SRP-dependent cotranslational protein targeting to membrane, signal sequence recognition
Cellular component (GO): signal recognition particle, endoplasmic reticulum targeting
Molecular function (GO): 7S RNA binding
Source: RefSeq, a predicted model, not a curated record
GUUUACAUUAUAAAUCACUUGGGGGCCUGCAUUUUUUGCAAUGUAAUAUUUUGACAUAUUGGUUGUUUAUUUUGUACACUGAAUUGCCUGUUAGUAUUAGUUUAUUGUUGUGCAUACCGUUUACCCCUACUUUGUCAAUUAUAGGUUGGUUUAAUGGUUUAUUAUUACAUUUUUCUGAUUAAUGAAUUGUCAAGAAGUGCUCAAAAGAUUCGUUGGAACAUCUGAGAAACCACCUACUCGGUGAAAGACUUUUGGGACUUGGUUGGUGAAAAGAAAAUGGCUUUAGCUACGUCAGGUUGGACAUUUAACAGGAAACAUUCCGAUCCCGAAAGGUGGAUUUGCAUAUAUCCAGCUUAUAUCAACAGCAGGAAAACUACAGCAGAAGGCCGAAGAAUCCCCAAAGACAAAGCUGUGAAUAAUCCUACUUAUCAGGAGAUCCGAGAUGUUCUUGUUGCGGCUGGGUUAAAAAUUGGGGUGGAACCUAAGAUGUAUUGUAGAGAGACAAGCAAGGAAAUUCAUUCAUGGGGUCGGAUUCGAGUUCAACUCAAAAAUGAAGACGGGUAUCUAGUAAAUGAGAAUUUCCCAACUAGACAGUCUGUGAUGCUACAUCUUGGAGCCAUGAUUCCCAUGCUCAAGAGCAGAGCAGGUAAACUGGGAAGUGGUGAUUCUACAUUAUAUAGUGGUAAGGAAAGAGUCAACAAGCAAGUAAGUAGCAGUUCCAUAGCAGCAAGUUCUCAAACAUCAAACAAGGAAAGCGGUGUUAGUGGAAACAAUAGGUCGAGGACCAAUAAGAAGAAAGGGAACCGACGCUGAAUCUAGAACUGUUUUGUAACUAGGAGAAAUGGAUAAACAAAGUUUUGUAUGACUCAUGGAAUUUAAUUGUCAUUCAUCUGAUUUUUUUAAUCUAGUUUAGGCCUUGGUCAUAUUAGGUGAUUAAUGGUGAAAACAGUUACAGGCUACAGAGAAGAACCAAUUUGCUUAAUAUUAAAAUUUCCAUAGUCCGAAAUUGUAUGUAGUGCAUUAGGCUAUAAUUGCGCUAUGUUUUAAAAUUAACGUAGCCUAUAUAUCUAGUUAAACGUGUAUAAGGUUAAAUUAAAAGCCAAAAAGAAAACAAAAAUAAUAUAAUUAUUACCACCACCACUAUUCUUAUAGGUAUAGUAAGUGGCCACCACCACCAAACCAGGGUAUGCCAAAUGAUUGAUUCAAAAUUCCCAAUGUAGCAAAUAAAAAAUCAUUUUUAUUAUAAUUAAUUAUUGCUAGCUUUUUUUAAUGUAUUGAAUAACUUCAACAUUGUUCAAUUUAAUUCAAAUAAAGUAAAAUCAUUUUUAUGAGAAACGUCAGCAAGUACAAUGGCAAUGUAGGUUACAUACGUGUUAUUUGUGUCAUGAGCUGUCAUACAUGUUUAUCCUUCAAAAACAGUAAAAAGUAACUAAAUGUGUCUACAAAAGUAAAUAGUGUACACUGUUUUUACUGUUACAUUUAUUUUAUAAAUACACAUAGACUAGAUAGUGUUUUAUUCAUCAGUAAAUUAAAAGCUGUAAUUUUUUUUAAUCUUACCCUAAUUUGUUUCAAUAUUUUGGUUUUGGUAGCUCAGGUAAUUAUGAAUAUUGAUGAUUCGGUUGUGGUGGUGGCCGCUUAUUGUAUUGCAGCUCUUUAAUACGAAAUUUAUUAAUAACAUUAGGCUCUAUUAAGUUAGGCUAAGGAUAGAAGUGGUAACUAUAUCAAACUGUAGAGGGAAAAUACUUUGAGCUAAUGGGGCUUGAAAAUUGCGUACUUAUAGAAAAGUUUGAUUUUGCUUUUGAGAAAAAUUGUGUUUUUUAACAAAAAGUUAUAACAUUU